This is a messenger RNA of Durusdinium trenchii, 1473 nucleotides long. The record is from the annotation of a GenBank genome assembly. Lineage: Eukaryota; Dinophyceae; Suessiales; Symbiodiniaceae.
CCCUCUCCUAAACCAACGAAAGCAGACCGCCAAGCAGACCAGACCGAAGCAGCGGAAGGCGCGGAAGGCGCUCACGGAACCGAGCCCAUGAGUGAUGCAGCGGACUCGUGCCACCCAUUUGCAGCUGGAAGAUGGCGAGCAGAGGCCCAGCGCCCAGUUCUGGUGGCGCUGGCACCGCUGGCUCGACGCGCUCGCGUCACCUUUGUCUCUUCCAGGCCACCCGCCUGAGGGACCAGCAGAAGAAGCGGUGCGUCGCGUUUUCCAAGGAUUGGCACAAGAGGCCGUCGAGAAGCGCGAACAGCGACGGGCCAUGGGCAUUCAGGUCCGUGGGCCCCGGGCGAACCGGGAGGCCUUGUACUUCGCGCCGCAGCGUGCGUCCUGGGAACAGUCGAUCCGCAGCUUCCUGGAACGAUCCCCCGCGGCGGAGGGCUGCGAUUUGGUGCAGUUGGAGCGCCUGGCAGCGCUCCAGCAUUUCUUGGAGGUGGACAUCGCGGACCUGCAUUUGCCCCCCGAGCAGCGCUGUAGCGAGGAUGAGUAUCUUGAAGCUGCUCCACUACAGGACGUUUGCUCGCAGUUCCUCAUGGACGUCACGAGAGGGGUCUACAUCAUUGAAGGCCAACGCUUUGACUUCGAGGAGGUCCUUGAACAGUCGGGUCUCCGAAUCGAAGACGAACCUUUGAGGGUGGAGGAGCUCAAGGAGAACUUCUCCCAAAAGGUGGCCGCUGAGAUCCGGCAACGCUUACGGCAGAGCCCGGCGGGCAAGACAGCGGAGAGUGAGGCGGGCUACAACGUGUUGGUGCGUGGCGCCACCUCCUUAUUGAGCCAGUCGGGCUUAGCGAACCUGGAGCGCGCAUGCGAUGCGCGGGUCGUGGUGGGUGGCGGAGAUCAGGAGCUCAUCUUCGAGCUGAAGCCUUGCGAGAACGAAGCUGCUUGGGAUUUCUUGCUUUGCUGCGAGAAGAUGAAUUUCGAGAACUUCAUGGUAGCUGGGCCUGAUGGGUCAAACCAGUUCUUCCAAUGCGGCACUGGCUCGCGAAUUUUCAGGUCGACGCAGAUCCGCCUGACUGUGGAGCCUAAGUAUCCUCCGGUCUCCAUUGAGGUCCUGGAACUCCGCUCCGAGAUGGACCUGCUGGACGAGCUCUAUCAGCCGAUCGCCUGGGAACCCGUGCAGGACCGGCGACUGGCUUUCAGAGUCAGCUCCAUCAAUCUGGUGAGGGCCUUGGCCGCCUUGCCCUUUCGUCUUUUGCGAUCCUGCUGGGCGAAAGCGCAGCAGACGUUCCGCGCGCCCGAGCGCUCAGAGGGGGAGCUGCCGCUCUACGAAGCGGGCCUGGAGCUGCCGGAGCGGUGAACGGAAAAAGGUCUGGGGUGCUCCCAGUCUGGCACCUCCCCUUGGAGUUGUCGCCCAAAGCCGCGAGCGCUGAGAGGGUCUUGGUUUCUUAGUGGGGGGGAGGACGUUGGUGUGAUCAUACCGUGAAG